AUAAACCGUUUGGUUGUCCAUUCAUUACACCACUUGUCGCAAACACCAUAAUGGGGGGAACAACCACUUUAGUUUGCUUGCUCCUGGCUGUGACAGCGGUUUUGGCUGACGUGAGCAUAUUGUCCAAGAUAGACAAAGCACUUAACCACGUCGGGUCAAAAUGGGACACCAAGGAUAAUGCUGCCAGGAAUGUCACCGGGUCCUGGAAUGCAACUAAUACUCCAGAAUGGAAUGCGACUACCACAACCCCCGUGCCUACUUGGAAUACUACAGUCUGGAAUGUCACACAAACCCCAGUGUGGAAUGUCACCAACACCCCAGUGUGGAAUGUUACCAACACUCCAGUUUGGAAUGUAACUGAAUCCCCAGUAUGGAACGUCACCAACACUCCAGUUUGGAAUGUAACUGAAACCCCAGUAUGGAACGUCACCAACACCCCGGUUUGGAAUGUAACUGAAACCCCAGUUUGGAAUGUCACCAACACCCCAGUGUGGAAUGUCACCAACACCCCAGUGUGGAACGUCACUAACACCCCAGUGUGGAAUGUAACAGAAACUCCAGUGUUAAAUGUAACCAACACUCCAGUGUGGAAGACAAUUAAAAUUAUUUUGGAACUACGCCAAUGAUCAAGACGAUCUAACUUCACCAUGUUACAUAAUCAUUAAAAAUAGAUAUCAUUAUGCGAGAUGUGAUAAAUACAGCUUAACUACAACUACAACUUUCUUACGUCUUUGAAUAGUGUAAUUUGUACUACCAUACUACCGUUCUAUUCAUAAAUAAAUUACACCCAAUGUUGCUCGCUCACAUUGGCAUUGGUACAAACAAGAGUGAAGAUAUAAAAUACGUAUAUUAAGGAACAAUCGUCAGUGUUAUCUACUGUAUACUCACUACUACUAGUCUACUCUUAGUAUUUAUUUCUUCAAGGAUUUAUAGACUUAAAAGACCUAAUGCUUGUGUAAGAGUGCACCAUCUAGCAUUGUUCAUAUUAGAAAUCAUCUUUUCAUUGUUAUGAAUAAAAAAUGCAAUACAAACAGA
Molecule: messenger RNA, 1035 nt
Organism: Ostrinia furnacalis (Asian corn borer)
Lineage: Eukaryota; Metazoa; Arthropoda; Insecta; Lepidoptera; Crambidae
Product: transcription elongation factor spt5-like
Exons: 4
Coding region: 51-626 (191 amino acids)
Source: RefSeq, a predicted model, not a curated record